AUGCGACAUCGUCGGCCCACGCGCACUAACACUGUGACGACGUACCACGAGGAGACGAGCCAGGCGACUUGGCUGCCUGGCGCUGAACCCGGUAUUGAUACGGCAGUCGCUCCGGAGAGGCUUCCGGCGCAUUUUACUAACCUGACCGCCGCGUGUGAUAUUCAGAUUGUGGAUUUCUCUGAUUCCGAGAUCCAUCACGUGCACGCUACGAAUGCCACGCUGGACGAGGCGCUGAUGGAGGAUCGACCAGAGGGGUCGCUGUGUAGAUGGGUCUCGGUGAAUGGGCUUGAUUCGGAUGUUAUUACUUCGCUAAGCAACAACUAUAACCUGCAUCGACUUGCGAUCGAAGAUCUUAUUCAAUUGCACUCCCGGACGAAAGUCGAUUGGUACACCGACCAAGCUUUUGUCGUGCUGACGUUGCAGAAGUUGGUACGACUACAUCAGCAUAGGGGCCAGGAUGGGAAGUGUGACUGCCCCGCUAUGGAGGAUUCGGAAGAUGGUAGUAGUAGCGACAAAGAUGACUCUGCGGGGGAGCUUGCUGGUAAAGCUCAAUCCCGCCGCUUCUCACCGGUGUCUUUCUGGUCGUCGUCAAAGUCCAAGCGGCACCAGGAUGAGAGUCCUAUCAAGCCCAUCCGUACCCUCCAUCGCUACGAGAGCGCGCAGAUCCCCGAGCACACGGCCUUCAUGGAGAAGCACAGUGUGCUUGCCGACGAAGAGCUAGCGGUCAGCGUGGAGCAAGUCUCCAUCUUCCUCCUAGCUGACAACACCAUCAUCUCUUUCUUCGAGCAGUCUGCGCAGGACGUCGAGACGCCGCUUCUAACCCGGCUGGACAGCCCAGAGACUAUGCUUCGCCGCAGUUGCGACGCCUCGCUCAUGCUGCAGGCGCUCAUUGACGCGAUUGUCGAUCUCGCCGUUCCGGUGAAGGAGGCGUACAACAAGGCGCGAAAGGAAUUGCAGGUCGAUGCGAUGACGUUCCCGGAUAUUAAGACGUCGCGGAAGUUGCAUAUUUUCGGAGAGGAGAUUGAUAUGCUGCAGAAUCUGUUCAAGCCGAUCGUGCAUCUUGUCAAUGCGCUUCGCGACCAUAAUGCUGAGCCGCUUCCGCCCCGCAACCGCGACGGCAUCCCCGCCCCCAUUUACAACCGCUCCAUCUCCUCCGAUGCCCUCCGCCGCCACAAAACCCUCCACCGCACCCCAACCUCCACCGCCACCACCAUAACCAUCACCCCGCUCGCGCACACCUACUUCGGCGACGUGCUGGACCACUGCAUCACCAUGAUCCAAGCGCUGGAGCAAAUGGACGCCUCGGCCCAAAACAUCUCCACGCUCAUCUUCAACACCGUCGGCGCGAAGAACAAUAACUUACUCAUGAUCUUUACGGUUGUGACGGUCCUGUUCGUGCCGCUGACGUUUGUUAGUGGCUACUUCGGCAUGAAUUUCAACUCGGGCGGGGGCAUUGAUCAUCCGUUUGCGUGGUUUUGGGUUGUUGCUGGGCCGGUGCUGGUGGGGUUUACGGCGUUGGUUGCUGUGACGGCCGGGUGGGAUUGGAUUAAAGAUCUGUUCGUCAAGAAGGGAAUUCGGAGGCUGAGGCGGAGAAGGGGGAGGGAUCGGGCGAGAACGGGGAGGAAGGUGUGA
This is a messenger RNA of Baudoinia panamericana UAMH 10762, 1632 nucleotides long. RefSeq lists its product as uncharacterized. The record is from RefSeq and is a predicted model, not a curated record. The transcript is spliced from 4 exons. The coding region runs from base 1 to 1632 and encodes 543 amino acids. Lineage: Eukaryota; Fungi; Ascomycota; Dothideomycetes; Mycosphaerellales; Teratosphaeriaceae. Gene Ontology annotation, molecular function: cobalt ion binding; cobalt ion transmembrane transporter activity; magnesium ion transmembrane transporter activity. Gene Ontology annotation, biological process: metal ion transport; transmembrane transport. Gene Ontology annotation, cellular component: membrane.